Saccoglossus kowalevskii is the source of this 2091-nucleotide messenger RNA. RefSeq lists its product as uncharacterized. Gene Ontology annotation, biological process: mitotic G2 DNA damage checkpoint signaling. Gene Ontology annotation, molecular function: chromatin binding. Gene Ontology annotation, cellular component: nucleus. Lineage: Eukaryota; Metazoa; Hemichordata; Enteropneusta; Harrimaniidae. The record is from RefSeq and is a predicted model, not a curated record.
AUGCGCCUGUUUGAUCGUGAUACAUGGAAUGUAACUGCAUGUAAACGAAUUCGUCUGAGUAGCAUAAAGGACCAGGAGCAGACAUCAGCCCAUCGAGACGCCGUGAAACGUGAGAUGACUUCCGCUACCAGCCAAAACAUCGGCGAAGUUAUUCAACCCGAAGUGAAAAAAGAUGCCAUCACCUCUGCGUUUAAAGUUAUGUAUUUCCUCGCCAAGCGUCGUAUACCGCAUACAACAAACUUUGAACCAGUGUUGAAUUUAUUAUCUCAACUUGGAAUGUCAGUGAAAGCAGAUUUACACGUCAGUAAGAGUGUCACAUAUUGCAGCGAGAGAUCCAUGCACGAAAUGAUAAUUAUUUUAUCAUCAGUGCUAGAAGACAAAACAAUCAACGAGUUGAAGCAGUCAGAGUUUUAUUCAAUUAUGCUGGACGAGACCACCGAUGUGAGUGUCGGCGAACAAUUAACAUUAAACUGUAGGUACUUGGACUCAACUGGACAUUUACGUGUAAAAUUUUUGAAGAUGGUCGAGCCACUGAAACCAGACGCUGACAACAUUCAUACUGUAACACUAAAUGCAGAAAACAUCACCAGGCAUGUGACAACGUAUUUCCGGGAAAAUGAACUCGAUUACGAAAAAUUGGUUGGCGUGGGAACAGACGGCGCCGCUGUUAUGACGGCAAUUUUUUUCAAGAACAGCGUCCGCGGGAAGUACAUUGAUACAUUGAUUACAAACAUCGAACAACGAUUCCCAGACAAAGAUAGCGGUAUCCUCGGACAUUUUAGUAUAUUCAACCCCGAUAGUUUACGCCGAGAUAGCUCUACUACGUAUGGCAACGCCGAUGUGAGAGAACUGUCCCGUCAUUUUCUCCAACGCGAGGAGCAGCCUGACAUUACAGCAGACGCCAUAUUUGAGAUCCCAGUGACAAUGGGACAGGAAUUCAUAGUGGUAAAAUGUUUUAGUUGCACGGUAUUCCAAGUACAACAAGUUAAAAAGGCGAAAAAAUGGAACUGUAAAAUGUGUGGAAGUAAACAAUCCUUAAAAAAGAUUUAUGGACAAGGAUCUGGAGCAGAUUGUAGAAAACAUGUACAAAAACUGAACAUGAUGAGAGGAGAGAUGGAAAACGAAGAAGAUAGAGAGGAAUUUGUUGAUGGUAACACUUUAAAUGCUGAUGUUCAAAUACAGAAUAAUAAAGAUGAAGACGAGUUGUCUUAUGACGAUUCCAAAUGGUCUCAAUUUGUAGAUGAUGAUGAAGAUAAAAAUGGUCAGAAAAAUGGAAACCAUGGCGAUGAUGAUGAUGAAGCGACAUGUACAAUGGAUAGGAAACAUUUCAAUACUGUUAGACGCGAGAAUCAUAAAAAAUGGAAGAAAAGGCGAUUACAAUCCAAUAGUGGAAAUGAUAGCUGUAAUAAUAUUGGAUACAAAAAACAAAAGUUUGAAAAUUGUGAAAGAUCUUCAGUUUCCAGGAAACAACAGGGUGCAGCACUGCAAGGACAGACUGGACAUUCAUUUCUAGAAAAUUCUGCACCUGGUUCAACUUAUCAUAGAAAAAGCAGCCCAAAAGCCACACGCCAUGAUACAGGAAGCACAGUCAACUCCACGUCAAAAUGGGACACUUUUCUUUCACCAGAUGAUCAAGAAAGUGAUGCAGAUCCCCAUGAUGAUAAUGCCUGUCAAAAUGAAUCAUCAAAUAUUGCUACAACAUAUAGGAAUGAUUUUACAAGUCAUACUCAAAACAAUCCUUCACCUGAAUCUCACAGUAUUGAAAAUAAAAUGGAUCAAGUUGUGACAGUAGAAAAUGUUUCUAAUGAUAUAAAACAACAUGAUAGACAGACUGAUAACACACAGACUGCUUCAAAGUGGGGUAUUUUUAUAAGUCCCAGUAGUCAUGGUGACACAUCAGAAUUGGAUGCUGGAAAAGAUCAGACAGCUACUCUUGAUAGAAAUAAAAAAACAAAUUUUGUGCAGAUUGCUUUGACAAGAACUAGGAUCAGUGAAAAACCCACCCAAAUAUCUACUAAUUUCCGUUUCAAUAAAAACAAUAACCGUUUCACAGUGGAGGAUGAUAUUGAUGAUAUUCUAGAUGGUAUUUAG